GCUAUUGGCUUGGCUCUGUUGAGUUGCCUGGUUGAGCUGCUUGGUUGAAUUGCUUGGUUGAGUUGCCUGGUUGUGCUGCUUGGUUAAAUUGCUUGGUUGAAUUGCUUGGUUGUGUGGUGCCCCAUCAGUAUGCCCUUUUUGGGAAGCCCCACUGCUCCCGGUUUCGCGCCACUUGACGCAUUGAGGUGAGCUCGUGUUGGAUUCAUCUGCGACAGACACCUCCCAGCCGACCGGCAACGCUCAGGGGCAGCAGUAGACCCGCCUCGGCCAAGAAAAUCAGCUCCAUCAUAGCACUUCGAGCGGACCGCCGUGGCUGAGCCCGACACCGCAUCUACACGACCAGGCCAGACGAUCCCCUCCCCUAACCAUCUAUCCUCUGCCCAUGAGUGCCACUGCCAGCAUCGACUCCAAGGGCCUGAUCGAGUGGGCAAACUGUCACGGACACAGUCUCACAACGACCCUGCAGACCAUUCGCAGCCCAACCGAGGAUCUCGACCCUGCAUCGAUCCAAAAACUGUGUCGGUUGCAAACAAACCCUGUCUGGAGUUUCCUCGUCCAGCAUGUUCUACCUCGAGAACAAUACGACUCUGCCAGAGCAUUGCUGAAAAGACAAACCCAGGGCAAUCUUGACCCCAAGAAGACACCGCACUUGUUGCAGCUGAGGCAAAGCCUGCAGAAAGAACAGAACCGGAUGGACACACUGCGUCAACGGCGUGAGCUUCUCCGAGCCAAAAUCGCACAAAAGACGAAUGAUGUCGAAGCUCUGGAGGCACAUUGUCAGGCCGUCGCGAAGGAGAUCUGCCAAUACGAGUCCCAAUUAGCCAAAUCCAAGACCACACUGGCUCUGAGGCGUCGGCAGCAGAUGUUGGAUCAGGCCCACGCCAAACUCUCGUCGCAGCAGAUUCAUGCCCAAAACGAAUAUCCGGCAAUCAUCAAGGGAGUCCUGUCAGACAGACUGGAGAGAUCGCAUCAGGCGCAGUUUGGCUCUGCCGAUCCUCAGUCCGACAAGGCCUUGGACGACGUCAAUGAGGCUGUUGAAGGGAUAUACGCAUACCUCUCAAACACGAUCGGAAGGUAGCCACAGCGACUGCUAGCCGCACCACAUGAGCCCGUUCGUCGUGCACAUCCACAUCCA
Messenger RNA from Polychytrium aggregatum, 1135 nucleotides. RefSeq lists its product as uncharacterized. Lineage: Eukaryota; Fungi; Chytridiomycota; Chytridiomycetes; Polychytriales. Gene Ontology annotation, biological process: spindle assembly. The transcript is spliced from 7 exons. Gene Ontology annotation, cellular component: HAUS complex. Bases 383 to 1078 code for a protein of 231 amino acids. The record is from RefSeq and is a predicted model, not a curated record.